Messenger RNA from Babjeviella inositovora NRRL Y-12698, 1935 nucleotides. Its product is annotated as coiled-coil domain-containing protein. The transcript has a single exon. The record is from RefSeq and is a predicted model, not a curated record. The coding region runs from base 1 to 1935 and encodes 644 amino acids. Gene Ontology annotation, cellular component: nuclear envelope; mitotic spindle; kinetochore. Gene Ontology annotation, biological process: mitotic spindle assembly checkpoint signaling; attachment of mitotic spindle microtubules to kinetochore. Lineage: Eukaryota; Fungi; Ascomycota; Pichiomycetes; Serinales.
AUGCCCAACGAAUCCCCCCAGAAGCGUUCUCUUGCGCUAUCACACGCCUCCAUGGCGAGCCCCAAGGAGAUGGAGCAGACUAUCCAUCGGCUCACCUACGAGCUAGAGAAUCUCAAGACGGAGAACCAGUUGUUGGUAACAAACGCCGAAGCUACGGAGUAUGACUGCGAGAACCGGAUCAAGGCGAUGGUUGGUGAAAAAACGGCGCUAGAAGCCAGCCAGAACGUGUUAUUCGAUAAGCACCAGGCCCUAGCCGCCCAGGUAGUGCGGUUGAAGGAUGAUUUAGCGGGCCUGCACGCGCGGUUGACAGAGGAGACUCUGAAUUUGCGGUUUGAGGUGCAGGCAUUGCAGGAGGAGAACGAAAACGUUGUUCGCACGAAGCAGGAUACCGAAACGAGACUAAAGAGACAGGCGAAUGAGCUUUCCAGUACGCUCACGUCGUUGCGUGAAGUCAAUGAGCUCCUAGAGACUGAGUUGCUGCUGAAGGUGGAGGAGAUCCGUAGACUCAAGCUGGAGCUUGCGGGUGUACAGCUGGUUGUGGCACCCGUGCCGAUCGUAACUGACACGACAGACUUUCUCGAGAAAGAGCUUUCCCAGCAGUUGGAGACGAUCAAGCAGUUCGAAGCACAGACCAAGCAGCAACAGGAACAUGUCAAAGCCCUUACCACGACAGUUCAGAGCUUGAGCUUGGUCAAAGAGGAGAAUCGGUCGUUGGAAGCCAAGUUACAGACCGAUAGGGACUUGGAGGGCCGCCUUCACGAGCUGGAGCUCCAGCGUCUCGAGCUCCAGAAACAGCUAGCAGGGUAUGGUGCCAGUGUCGGUGAUGGGCUCUUGACCGAAUACACUAAAGUGCGCAACGAGAAUCUUGUACUCAACGACCAGAUUCUCCAGUUGCGCUCCGAGUUGAAGCUCCACGAUAACGAGGUGGACCAAAUCAUGGGCAGAUUCACCGAGUUGGAGACGCUUGUGGACGAGUUGACGGCUAAAAAUGCCAAGUUGGACCGCCAGAAGGUGUUGUCUCUCAAGGAAAUCGAAUCGUUGCGCAAGCAGCUCAAGGAAAUUGAUGAGUUUGACACUACAGAGCAUAAGCUCUUGCAUCCGUCCCUGUCCGGCCCCGCCUAUAAGGUGCAGUUGCAACUGACCUUGGAGGACAUUGAGCAAAUCAGAUCUGAAAGUGAAAGAGUCCGAUCAGAAGCCAUAUCUGGGCAGAAGCGCCCACGCACCGAUUCCCCAGUCAACAGGUCCAGAGCGGAAAAAUUGGAGGUACGGAACCUGGCGUUAGAGAACGAAAAAAUACAGUUUCUCUCGCGGAACAAGGUGCUCCAAGAUGAAGUGGAGCGGUUGCGCAAACAACUAGCAUUGGCCACCGAGAUCCAGUCACACAAGCAGCAGCGCGUACUUGAAUUGAAGAGCAACCCGACGCGGAACCACCAGAUGGUGAAGCAGACCUUGCUAGACACCCUUACCCGCGAGAACAACCAGCUUCUCGCAAAGUUGCAGAACCAAAACAAGGAGAAUCCUGGCGUUGACCAUGUUCCCCGUGCGGUGUACGACCGCAAAAUCUUGGAGCAGACGCAGUUGGAACAGCAGGUAUCUGACCUGGAAAAGCGCCAAGUGCGGUUGAAGGAGGUAUUUAGCAAGAAAUCCCUCGAAUUUGUCAACACCAUCUCCGAGAUUUUGGGCUACAAAUUGGAGUUUUUGUCAUCCUCCAAGGUCAAGGUGUACUCUAAGUACAACGCCCAGCAGUACUUGACUAUAGACCCGUACAAAAAGACUUUGAAGAUCGGCAGCAAUGAUGAGGCAGACUUUGAAACUGAGGACGAGUUCGAGCGCCGCUGCAAUGGCUUGAUUAAGUACUGGGUCGGGGAGAAGGGUGAGAUUCCGUGCUUUCUCGCCGCGUUGAGCUUGGAGUUGUUUGAAAAGCGCGUGAGCUAG